This is a messenger RNA of Coturnix japonica (Japanese quail), 2080 nucleotides long. Lineage: Eukaryota; Metazoa; Chordata; Aves; Galliformes; Phasianidae. The record is from RefSeq and is a predicted model, not a curated record.
CCCUCCUCCCCCCACAGCCGCUCUGUCGGAUCUCGGCUCGGUCCCGGCUCGAUGUCCUCCCGCUCCCAACGCGGCCCCGCCGCCGUCUCCCGGGGUUCGGUGCCGCAGCGGAGUCGCUCCGCGCCCCGCAGGACACGGACAUCCAGAAGAAGAUCGACCAUGAGAUCCGCAUGCGGGAGGGCGCCUGCAAGCUGCUGGCUGCCUGCACGCAGCGGGAGCAGGCGCUGGAGGCCACCAAGAGCCUGCAGGUCUGCAACAGCCGCAUCCUGGCCUACAUGGCCGAGCUGCAGCGCAUGAAGGAGGCGCAGGUGAUGCAGCGCGCGGCCAGGCGCCCCUCGGAUGCCGGACCCACGGAUGAGCGGCUGCCCUGCAGGGGGAGGGUCUGCGUCUCAGACCUGCGCAUCCCACUGAUGUGGAAGGACACGGAGUAUUUCAGGAACAAAGGGGAGCUGCACCGCUGCGCCGUCUUCUGCCUCCUGCAGCUUGGAGUGGAGAUCUACGACACCGAGAUGGUGCUGGUGGAUCGCACGCUCACCGACAUCUGCUUCGAGAACGCUGUGCUCUUCUCGGAGGCCGGGCCGGACUUCCUGCUGAAGGUGGAGCUGUACAGCGCGGGGCUGGGGGAGGAGGUGGGGGGCAGCGCACCCAGGAAGUUGGCCAGCAAACUCAGCAGCUCCUUGGGCCGCUCCGCCGGGCGCCGCCUGCGGGCCAACAUGGAGGGGGGACCCCACAGCCCCACAGCCAACGGGGGGGGAGCCCUGCUGCUGCCUGCACCCAGUGUGCCGGGCCCCAAAUAUCACCUGCUGGCACACACCGUGCUGUCCCUGGCGGAGGUGCAGGAUGGAUUCCGCACACACGACCUGGCCAUGGCCUGCAGCGAGGAGAGCUCCUUCUGGCUGCCGCUGUAUGGCAGCAUGUGCUGCCGCCUGGCUGCCCAGCCCCACUGCAUGGCUGCACAGGUGAUGUGUGGCUUCCUGAAGGUGCAGCCGGCGCCGGGUGACCCGCAGGGCUGGGCGCGGCUGUUCUGCGUGUUGCGCGGCACCAACCUGCUGUGCUACCGCCGGGCGCAGGAGGCGGAGGGCGGCGUGCAACCAGCGCUCACCAUCGCCAUCAACAAGGAGACGCGGAUCCGCGCCACGGAGCAGGAGGCGCGGGGCAAAUUGCACAGUGUGACCGUCACCAACCGCUACGGGGCCGAGGAGGUGACACACACGCUGCUGCCCGAGAGCCGCGGCGACACGCAGCGCUGGAUGGAGGCGUUUUGGCAGCACUUCUACGACAUGAGUCAAUGGAAGCAAUGCUGUGACGAGCUGAUGCGCAUCGAUGCUCCCCCCCCGCGCCGGCCGCCCGCCCCGCUGCCCCGCCAGGGAUCGUUGUACCACGAGAUGGCUAUUGACCCUUCCGACGACAUCGAGGCGGUGACGGACAUCCUGACCCGGCGCGCUGCGGUGCUGGCGGGGGGGGCCCGGGGCUGCCCCCCGUGGCUCUCCCUGUUCGAGGGCCACCACCCCCCGCACGCCGCCCCCCCCCCCGGCUGCAGCCCCCGGCCCCGUGCCCGGCCCCGCACGCUGUCGCUGGACGCGAAGCUCAGCAGCCUGAAGGGCCGAGGCGGAACCCGACGCGCCCCCUCCCCGCGCCCCGCCCGACCCGGCUCCGGCUCUUCCAGCCCCGGCAGCUCCAGCCCCGACACCGAACGCUCCGCCCCCCCGCGCCCUCCCGGCCGCCUCCAGUCCCAGGUGUGAGCUCGGCACCCCCGGGGGGAUCUGGGGAGGGGGCACCGCAGGGACGCGCCCCGGGUCGGGUCGGGGAUCCCGGUGCUCAGGGCCGCUCUUCUUGGGGAGAAACUGGAACGUCCGGCGCUGGGAGGGAUUGGGGGGGGGGGGGGUCGCUCGGAGCCGCAGGGUGGGCUCGGGGCUCCCCCCCUCCCGGAUGGUGCUCAGGGCUGACUCCUCGCAAUGGGUGGGCGUGGGUCCAGCCCUGGGGGGGUCGGGGCCCCCCCGCUUUAUGCCUCACACUCCUAACCGUGGCCAGGACCAGCCAAAGCUCCACCUCGUCCAUGUGCAUUAAAAUUUAUUUAACA